Epinephelus fuscoguttatus (brown-marbled grouper) is the source of this 4937-nucleotide messenger RNA. It is a transcript of the gene g6pc3, whose product is annotated as glucose-6-phosphatase catalytic subunit 3. Bases 104 to 1123 code for a protein of 339 amino acids. The transcript is spliced from 6 exons. Gene Ontology annotation, biological process: glucose 6-phosphate metabolic process; gluconeogenesis. NCBI's taxonomy places the organism in Eukaryota, Metazoa, Chordata, Actinopteri, Perciformes, Serranidae. Gene Ontology annotation, cellular component: membrane. Gene Ontology annotation, molecular function: glucose-6-phosphatase activity. The record is from RefSeq and is a predicted model, not a curated record.
GCACUGCAGGUUUUGCUGCAGCACUUCCUGAAGUACGAAAUAAUCAGCAGUGCAUUUUUUUAAUCGACAUUGAGGUGUAUGCUGUGGGAGCAGAGGACGCAGGAUGGAGGCCGUGUACACCCAGGGCAUCUGGAUGGCUGAGAGUCUCCAGCAGAAGACGAUAAAUCACGAGAAGACCUGGCAGGUCGUCACUCACAUGGGAGACCCUAAAGCAGCCUUCCUGCUCGUCUUUCCUUUCACAUAUUUCAUCAGCAAACGAGCCGGAGUCAAAGUGCUCUGGGUGGCAGCUAUAUCAGAGUGGUUGAACCUGGUGUUUAAAUGGAUGCUGUUUGGUGAGAGGCCGUUCUGGUGGAUAGGUGAAUCCCGUCUGUUUGUCAACAAGCAGCCCAAAGUUCAGCAGUUUUCCUCCACGUGUGAAACCGGCCCAGGGAGUCCGUCGGGACAUGCGAUGGUGACGGCAGCAGUCUGGUGGAUCGUGGUGUCUUCGCUGGGGUCGUUCCUGUACUCACGCACUCGCAGUGUGUUGUUAUCAGCUGUUCCUUACCUGCUCUAUGUGGUGAUGCUGGCGGCGGUUGGAAUCUCCAGGAUCUUCAUCCUCGCCCACUUCCCUCACCAGGUCGUCGCUGGCUCCAUUACAGGUUUCAUUCUGGGGAUUGUUCUGGGCCGCAGAGUCCCAGAAGGUCGCCCCCUGCUGUUCUUCUUCUGCCUCAGCAUCGGUCUGCUGUUCGGCACCCUGAUGCUGCACGCCGGACUGCAGCAGCUGGGAAUCAACCUCUCCUGGUCGAUUGCUUUGGCUAAGAAGUGGUGCAGCCAUGCUGAGUGGAUUCGUUUGGACACUGCUCCGUUCUCCUCUCUGACGCGGGACUGCGGGGCCCUUCUGGGUUUGGGCCUGGCUCAGUACUGGAAGCCUGGCGGAUGGUCUCUGCCGUGGGCUCCUCGGGCUCUGUCUCUGGCCUUUUCAUCCAUGGGACUGUAUCACGUCCAUCGUCUGCCGCUCCCGGUCCGACCUCAAGGCCUCUUCUACGGCCUGUUCUUCGUCAAGUUCGUCAUAGUGCCUCAGGUGGUCAUGGUGCUGGUGCCGGGGCUGGUUCACCUGUUCACACACAAAAAGAAGAAGGCCUAGACACUGUCUACGCUCCAUGUUUGGGGGUAUCCGUCACACCUUCAAGGACUUUAGCUUCCUCUUGGGUUUCUGUAAGCACUUUAAAUGUCUGUCUUAUAUUGUUCAUGGGUGAGGGUCGUAGUUCAUUCACUUUGAUUAUUUUCUUGUUCUCUUACAUUUCAGCUGGCAGCGGUCUCUAGUCAGUUACUUAAUGUUUUUUUAUGAGAUUUCCUGGUUUUUCAGUGAGGAGAUUGUAUCAGAUUGUUCAUUUACUGCACAUUUACAGUAAAUCUAUACACGGCAGUAAUAAUAAGUGUUAAUACUACAGUAUUUUUGGAAUAUCUCGCUUUUUUGGUGGUAAAAUGUGCAGGUUUGAGGUACUGUACAUAAAAAAUAUGAUACAUGACUUGAAAACCUUGUUUGGCAGGGUCUAGCUUGUGAAUGUUACCAUUUAAGACUGGAUAAAACAUGCCAUCAAUCGUUUGUGCUCAGUGUAUUACCGAUAUGUCAGCCUUUAGACCUUCAUCAGGUAAAAGAUUGGAUAAAUCAGAUGAAAAAAGAUCAACUUAAUGAAGGUUUGAGGACCAAAACAUUGUUCUCAAAGUGAGUACAAAGACAGUCAAGAGCUUUUGAUCCUAUGUACUGAUCAUUAAGACAUUCUGGUCUGCGAGAACGUCAUCAAGAAAGGUCAGAAGAGUCCUAAACGGAUUUAGCUUUGCACUCCUGUAACGGUGAACAGUUAAAAGUACUGAUGCAACAGAACCAGAGGUAUUGCCUUUUUUUAUUCUGCAUUCUUCCUUGUAAAAGCCUGGGGCCUACGUCACCCACAAAGCAACUCAACUACCAACAGUUGGUUUGGAGAUUCAGUCUGUAAACGCUGCCCUACAAAGGUAAUCGCAGCAUCUACAAAGUCAGUCAAACCUGAGUUCUGACUGAAAUGAAACCUUUGAAUAUCUGUUCUAUGUUGUGACAAUAUUUCUAAGCUGAAUCUAGUUCUGUUCUUGAGAGAAUAGGGUGUGAAAAUUAACCACAAAAUCCAACUCAAACCCAAAGCAAACCACAGUAAAUGUGGUUACUGCGCUCCGCCUUGGGAUUCAUUUUAAGCAUAUCGGUGAAGAUUUUCAGUCAUCCAGGUCAUGGUAAUCAUAAGUGCUAUAUCGUAGGCAACUGGACUUGCUUGAGUUUCUUGAAGACGUUUCGCCUCUCUAAGAACUAGGGUUGUCAUGAGAACCGAUACUUCAGUAUCAAGUCGAUGCCAACAUGCAGAAAAUACGUCUGUACUUUUUUUUUCCAGUACCGUAAGUACCGGAUACAACUUUGCCCUCAGUGGGCCGUGUCGAUUCCUGUCGGAACUGACGGGGGCAAUAUACGCGCGUCAGUCUGUGCCGAGGACGAGCGCCGAAGAAGAACACCUGUUCUCCAUCGUCUUUGCUAGAAACAAUGGCUUUAACAAGUGCUGCUGGAGCCACAGCACCUCGGCUUGUCGCAAAGUCAGGUAGUAGGAGUCGUGUGUGGAGAGGGUUAAAGUUAAAGUUCGAAACAGUUUUAAUAAAGUAGUGAAUUUAGAAAUACAUGAGUUCUGUUUUUUGAUUUUUAUCAUGGUAUAGAAUGAGAAUUGAGAAUCGUGGAAAUUCACUGGUAUUGAUAUUGACUACUGAAAUUCUGGUAUCGUGACAAGCCUACUAAUAACUGAUUAAACCUGUUGGAUGAGAGGCGAAAUGUCUUUAAGAGACUCAAGUCCAGUUGUCUAUGAUAUAGUACUUAAGAUUGCACUAAGAGUAUUACAGCAAUUUGUGAACGUCAGAAUGAUGCCAACGACAAAGUAACUGAUAACGUGACAAUGACCAGUCGAUAGUGGAUCAGUGAUAAAGAUGAUGUUGUCAAGGAAUCUCAAUAAAGGUCAAACCUGAUGAAGUGAAAAUUAAAUCAAAAUAAUACCUGAGGGUUACUUAAAAUAUUCUGUCACUAUUUGAAACAGACAUCUAUAAAAGAAACAAAUAUGGAUUGAAUGUAGUAAGAAAUGAAAAAAGUUUUUCCUCACACUGAAAUAAAUAAAUCACUAGUUGUAGUUACUGCACUCUGUCUUUGGAUUGCCUAUACGGCUUUUUAAGGUCAUACAAAGGCAGAGUUUUUGGCAUAAAAAUCACGAUUCUACCUUUAACACACAAGAAACUUUGAAGCCCUUCGUCUCACUGUGGUUGCCUUUGUAGGGCAGAACAGACUCUGAUGUGUAAAACUGGUGAAGUUCACCUUUUAAACUACUCAGCAUAAACAUAAAGUAACAUUGUGAGUAAAAUUCAACCAUUAAAAAUUGAGCAUUUCCAGGAAUGAGCACCAUGUUUUGGACAAACUUGUGCUCAGACUUUGGUUCAAAGGCCAACAGAUGUAUGACGAUGUAAAAUACAUGAGGGUAUACUAUGCAGGAGUUGUUGGCUAAACAGCAUCAACAGCAACAGUGAAAGGCAACUUCAGUUUUGUGCAGUUGGUGUUUGGCCUUGCAAUUUCCGCAGCUUCCUCUUAGAUGCCUGGUGCUUACAGUCUGGUCGCUAAGUCCCGACCCUACCUUUGUGCUGCCCAGGAACGCCCUGAACACAACAAAGAAGAAAAUAUAGAAAGCAAUCUGGUCUCACUCCCAACUUGUCAAAUACUGAUGCUGAACGGUAGCCUUCGGUGUCAGAUACCGACGCAGCGAGGCACCCUUUAGUGGUGUUAAGAAAUGCAUCAGGUAGCUGCAUUUUUUGAUGCUCAGAGCAACUGCUGUAGUAUGAAGAGCAAGAAAGUCCAAAUAGGGUGAGCAGGAACUCUGGACUUUCACCCAUGAGACUGUUGUGUCCAACAUGAAACCAAACCUUUUGGUUUCAUGUUGAACAAGAGGGUUCCUGGUUCGAACCCAGGGUGUGGGAGCCCUUCUGUGUGGAGUUUGCAUGUUCCCCCCAUGUCAGCGUGGGUUUCCUCCAGGUGCUCCAGCUUCCUCCCACAGUCCAAAGACAUGCAGGUUAAUUGGUGACUCUAAAUUGUCCAUAGGUGUGAAUGUGAGUGUGAAUGGUUGUCUGUCUCUAUGUGUCAGCCCUGUGAUAGUCUGGUGACCUGUCCAGGGUGAACCCUGCCUCUCGCUCAGUGUCAGUAGGGAUAGGCUCCAGCCCUCCAUGACCCCUAAUAGGAUAAGUGGUUACGGAAAAUGAGCAAACUAACUAUGCUAGUGACAUAUGUGACAUUACUUUACUUAAAAAAAUCCAUGUUAUUUUAAGACAAGCCAUUUCUUUUCUAAACCUAACCACGUACUUUUUGUUGACUUUUAAACCUAAAAAACCCAAAAGUUUUUUACCUACACGCCAAGUUUAGCUUGAAAGGACAGAAUGCAUUUAACAAGCGUGAACCGACACUCUGUCCCUGAGCAUCCAAAACUGUUGCUGUAUGUGUAACUGGAGCGUCAUAGUUUGAUGCCAAGGGCAACUGACCAAGUGUCGGUAUUUGACGAGUUGGGAGUCACGAUGUGCUGGAAAACACGGGCAGUGUCUCUGCAGAUAAAGGCAUCACCACACACUUGUAGUUAGUCAUAAGUGAUGAUUGAGACGGAUGACAUUGUUUGAUAAAAUCCCGCAUAGUAUUUCUCUAACGAUAUCAUGAAAUCCGAUGCAACAACACCUUUGAUUUAAACAUUAAUAGCUUUAAAAAUGCAGUGUAUUCUGGAGUUGUAUUGAAUUGCAUCAUGUUGCACAGAAGCUUGUCGACACACUGGAGUUAUAUGUUUGUUUUGUGGACCAAAAUCAUCCAAAAUAAGAAAAUGACGUGUGUAUGUUAGAUCCAAAUAAUCAUUAAAAUAAAUGACUGACAU